AUGAAGGAUUCCUUAUUCAAGUUGUUUAGUUCUGUUCGCCUUGUACAAGAAGUAUCUCGAUCAACUUCAUCUCCCGCAACCAAUGAUCUUGACAACAGUAACAACACUACUUCAUCCUUAGUUUCACCAGGCAAUGUCUCAAUGUAUCCAACAACAACUAAUAUUAUUUCAACAUUGAUACCUAUCGUCAAAUCAGGACGAACUUGUCGUUCUACCAACUUACAAUCUCAAAACGGUGGCAAUGGUCGACGAGCUUCGAAAUUCAAUAGUGUACGUCGAAAUCGGCAACCUUCUUUAUCAAGGACAUUACCAAAAAUCUUGAAUAAUAGUGGAAGAAGUAGUAACAAUAGUAGUGUUAUCUGGCGUCAAUCAACUCCUCCUUCACUAUCAAUACUAUCAUCAACAUCACAACAAGAUGAAUCAACAUCCAGAUUGCCAUCACGGAAAAAUGAUAUGAACAACAAUACAGCAGGCACAAAAUCCAAAUCGCAAAAGUUAUUAUGUUUAUGGCCACUUCCAACAAUGACUAGAUACACCAUUCUCCUAUCAGUCCUGAUCUCCGCUCUCAAUGCAUGUCAAUUGAUUCAUCUCACCUGUUCAUCUCCCAAAUAUGUGCUUUUUCGGCAUGAAGUUAUCAAUCUCUUAUUGUCUCCGUUUUUGUUCAACUUUACUCUUCAUGGCCUUGUUUUGUUUGGUUGGAAUGUUUUGAUUUUGGGUCUAUUUGAAGAAUCUUUGGCUCAACCUCUUGGUGGCACUCGUCGAUUUUGUCAGGUUGUGUCCUCCAUUGUUCUUGCUGUCUGUACUAUUCGACAAGGUAUUGGCUAUUUGUUUUCCAAAUCUACUGGAUGGGCUCUUCCAACAUUGUUCUUUAGUGAUUCUAUACAUGAAUGCAAUCAAGGUUUAGCUCCUUUUCUAUUUGCAUUGUUGAUUAUCCAAUCAGUUAGUAUUGAUGACAAAUAUAUCUUGAUCUUUGGUGAAGAUGAAGAUUCCAACUACAAAUUGACAAUACGCAAGGUGACUUUACAACUGAUCAUGUUAUUAGUGAAUUAUACGGUGAAGAAUAUUUUAUGGUGGUCUUUGACAGGUUUACUUACUGGGUACUUGGCAACAAUUGUUAUUCAAGCAACUUAUUUACCACGCGAAGAUGAUGGAUUUUAUAUGUUAACUCACACUUCGGAAGAUCAAGAACAAGGAUCAACGUCAUCCUUUUAUGGUGAAUUGAAUGAAAAGACCUCUUCAUGGAAUGGAUUAUUGGAUCCUUAUCGACGUACACCUCUUUGGCGAAUUCUUUGGACAGCAAUUAAACGAGGCACAGUAGUCAUGAUGAUUACUUUACCUUUACUAUUGUUAUGUAAUGCUUAUUAUACCCAGGAACAUUUUGUGGAUGAACUGACGCUGAACAAUGCCCUUAGUAAGGAUCCUUACUUGUUUUCGUUUGUGAUUAUGACGGCUCCACGACGCGAUGAUCCUCCUUUUUUGACUCAAACAUUACAAAGUUAUAUGGAUCAAUGGCCACUUCUACCACCGUCUCCUUCUUCUUUGUCUUCCAUGGUGAAAGCUCCUUCACUCUAUGAUCGUCUUCAAGUCAUUGUUUAUACUCACUUUUCCAAUCACUCUGAAUAUGAUCGUGCUUAUGAUUAUUUUAGUCAAGAUCCUAAAGGUCAACGUUAUAUCAAAUGGAUACGUGAAGAAGGCAAUGUAUGGAAUCAUCGAUUACAUAUUUCAAGUGCAUUACGCCAUGCUACCUCUAAUGCAUCAAGUACUUAUGUAGCUCUUUUGGAAGAUGAUUUCCCUAUCUGUGGACGACAUGCUUGGCGUGAAAUUGAAAAUAUCAUUUAUGAAGCAAAUCAACAAAUUCCUAAUCAUUGUGGUGUCUUUGUUGGUACUGGUGGAAGGUAA
Messenger RNA from Halteromyces radiatus, 1899 nucleotides. RefSeq lists its product as uncharacterized. The record is from RefSeq and is a predicted model, not a curated record. Bases 1 to 1899 code for a protein of 632 amino acids. NCBI's taxonomy places the organism in Eukaryota, Fungi, Mucoromycota, Mucoromycetes, Mucorales, Cunninghamellaceae. The transcript is spliced from 3 exons.